Molecule: messenger RNA, 1650 nt
Organism: Ascochyta rabiei
Lineage: Eukaryota; Fungi; Ascomycota; Dothideomycetes; Pleosporales; Didymellaceae
Exons: 4
Coding region: 1-1650 (549 amino acids)
Biological process (GO): transport
Molecular function (GO): transporter activity
Source: RefSeq, a predicted model, not a curated record
AUGGACGGACACUCGUGGCUGCGCGCCCGGCAACUCGACCUGCCGCACCUCAGUAGACGAGCAGAGUGCAAGAGCGACGCCCUCGAGCACGAGACGAUUAGCGAGAAGCCGCUGUGGAAGGCGCUCACGUUCCACCACUUCGGCCUCAUCAUCUCCGCCACCUUCGGCGCAAUCGCAGUCGUCAUUGCCUUCUUCCUCAUCCUACGGCAUGCAACGCACUACUUGAAGCCGUACGAGCAGAAGCACAUCAUCCGCAUCCUCGUCAUGAUCCCCGUCUACGCCGUCGUCUCGUUCCUCAGCUACCUCUACUACAAGAAAGCCAUCUACUUUGAGGUCCUGCGCGACUGCUACGAAGCCUUUGCCAUUGCCAGCUUCUUCACCCUCAUGUGCCACUACAUCGCCCCGAACCUGCACGACCAGAAAGAGUACUUCAGGAACGUCCAGCCCAGGAACUGGGUCUGGCCAAUCACCUGGAUGCAAAAGUGCUCGGGCGGAGAGGACAAGGGCUGGCUGAGGCGGCCGAGGAGCGGGCUGACGUGGUUCAAUGUGGUGUGGAUCAGCAUCUUCCAGUACUGCUUCAUCCGCCCUUUCUUCACCGUCGUCGCCGUCGUCGCACAGACCCAGGGCCGCUACUGCUCGAGCUCCAAGGACCCCCGCUAUGCCUACAUCUGGGUGGCUGGCUUCGAGGCCGUCUCCGUCACCAUCGCCAUGUACUGCGUCGUGCAGUUCUACAUUCAGCUGAAAGACGACCUGGCCGCCCACCGUCCCUUCCUCAAGGUGCUGUGCAUCAAGCUCGUCAUCUUCUUCUGCUUCUGGCAGAGCUGGAUCAUCUCGCUCCUGACCGCGGAUAACGGGCCGCUGAAGGCCACGGAGCACAUCGCCGGACCUGACCUGCGCAUCGGCAUCCCGUCCAUGCUGACCUGCGUUGAGAUGGCCAUCUUCGCCGUGCUCCAUCUCUUCGCCUUCCCCUGGAAGCCCUACGAUCUCCGCCGCCAGAGCCCGCUGGACACAGGCAUUGAUGGGUACUCGGCACAGCCAACGAAAUACGCAAACGGACCCGCACGCGCCCUGCUGGAUGCGCUGAACCCCUGGGAUAUCAUCAAGGCCUGCGGCCGCGGCUUCCGCUGGCUCUUCCACGGCGCGCGACACCGCGAGAACGACCCCUCGUACCAGACCAAGCUCGGGCCGGUCGCCACAAACACGAGCUACACCGGCCCCACGUUUGCAGGCAACGGCGAGCCUGUCAACGCACCCAAGAAGAGCGAAGGGUCUGGCGACUCAGACACUACAGGCCUCCUGAGUGACACGCAAGCUAACCCGUAUCUGCAUCAGGGCUCAAGCUCGUACGACAGCGCGUACGGACCCGGGGCAGCUACCGUCGGAAGUCUGCCCAAUCCAGACCGCCUUCCGCAAGCGCCGACCCCAGGACAGGAAUACGGCGUAGUCUCGCAGGCACACGGUGACGGCAGGUUCCAGGACUUUGAGCAGCAGGACACCACCUACCACGCCGGCGCAGAGAGCAGCUACUACGGGCGACCACGAUACUACCAGGAGGAGGGCCCUGCACGGCCGGGCACCGAGUGGGACAUGUUUGCGGGCGCGACAAAACCCGCUCAGCGCUCUGGCAAUCAGUCUUCGGGGUGGAUAUAG